This is a messenger RNA of Trematosphaeria pertusa, 933 nucleotides long. RefSeq lists its product as uncharacterized. The record is from RefSeq and is a predicted model, not a curated record. The coding region runs from base 28 to 933 and encodes 301 amino acids. NCBI's taxonomy places the organism in Eukaryota, Fungi, Ascomycota, Dothideomycetes, Pleosporales, Trematosphaeriaceae. The transcript has 2 exons.
UCCAGCGUUGAUUGAGCCAAGUACAGCAUGCUGAGCCAAAUCAUCCUAGCUGCCCUGGCCACCCGGGCUUCCGCCGACUGUACGCGAGCAUACCUGAAAGCGGCAACAGGCGACUACCUCGCUGCCCAGCUUUCAGGUCAGACAUCAGGAGUGACCGCAUUCACCUCUCCUAAUCUGACCUACUGGGAGAACAACAAGCCUCUCAACAUCUCGUCAGGCACUCUGUCGCAACCGAUCAAAAUUGACUACAAUUUCAGCGCGCACGACACGGUUCGCUGCGCCACGUUCACCGAGCUGGUUGCGGCAACGAACCCUCAUCCCUACGUCAUCCACACGCGCAUGGUAUUCAAGGAUGGCGAUGGGAAAGCGGACUUGAUCGAGAGCAUCGUCACCGAUCAGGGAGACUGGCUCUUCAACGCCACCGGAACGCUCGACCUCAUUAAACCAGAGGACUGGUCUCCCAUUCCGAAAGAAAAGCAGAACAGUCGCGCUGUCGUCCAGUCUAUGGGAGACGCGUACUUCGACCGCUUCGGCAACACUUCCGUCACCGUUCCCUGGGGCGCGCCUUGCUAUCGGGUAGAAGGGGGGCUGGCUGCACGAGGGACAUACCACAACGAUACUGGCUUCUGCGAGCAAGCUUGGCCGAGCACUAUUAUCGUCCCGUACCGCAGGUAUGUGGUGGAUGAGGAAUACGGCGUGGUGGAUAUGUUUGUUGGAUUCCCGGGGCUCGACCGUACGCAAGGCCAGGAUCCGAUGCCGGAUAGUCAUCUGUUUAGGGUGGAGGAUGCGAAGAUCAAGUACGCGCAUACGGCGAGCGCUUGUGUUGUUGCGGGAUGUGGGCUGAAUGGGGACGGUCGCUCUGACCCUUCUACACGCUUGUCCUCCGCCAUACUUACACCCGCCUUAAGCUUUAUACUAGCAUCUAGAUCCUGA